Molecule: messenger RNA, 444 nt
Organism: Rotaria sp. Silwood2
Lineage: Eukaryota; Metazoa; Rotifera; Eurotatoria; Philodinida; Philodinidae
Source: the annotation of a GenBank genome assembly
AUGCUGAAUCUUACUUACCACAAAGUCGAUUUCGGUCUUACUGCUUCGUGGACCUUUUCAGCAACGGCUCAUGGGAAGGGCCCCGUAGAUGGAAUUAGGACCACAGUGAAAUCUAGUGCUACACGUUAUCUCUUAAGUGGCACAGCAGAAAGAGCAUUUCUCUCGCCGGAAGAUCUUUUUUACUAUACUCAACAAGUCAAUGAUCAUCAGGUAAUGAAAGGAGAUCAUGAACCCAAUCGUCCUAUUGAAGCAUUUUAUAUUAAAUCUUCUGAUGUUGACAAUAUCUUUAAAGAAACUUUAGAAAAACGUUGGUCACAAUUACCAAAAACACCAUGGAUUCAAGGUAUUCAAAGUAAUCAUCAAUUUGAUCCCAUAACUAUUGGCAAGAUUACAUGCCGUCAAACGUCAAGUUCUCGUAAUUUCAAAAUCUUUGAAUUGUCUUAA